Messenger RNA from Xenopus laevis (African clawed frog), 2009 nucleotides. It is a transcript of the gene mfsd12.L, whose product is annotated as major facilitator superfamily domain containing 12 L homeolog. Gene Ontology annotation, molecular function: symporter activity. The record is from RefSeq and is marked provisional. NCBI's taxonomy places the organism in Eukaryota, Metazoa, Chordata, Amphibia, Anura, Pipidae. Gene Ontology annotation, biological process: regulation of melanin biosynthetic process; carbohydrate transport; pigment metabolic process involved in pigmentation. Gene Ontology annotation, cellular component: plasma membrane; membrane.
GUCUAGUUCAAAUACUAUCCUGUGGUUUGUGCAUUAAAGUGGCACCUAGAUUGUUUUUGGAGGUUGGACGCUUUUAUUUUCGACUCUGGAUAUAAGUGCCAUGCUUAUAGAGACGCUCUGCUCUCCGGGGAAGCUAGGUAGCAGAUGCUGAUUGGGAUACGAUACUGUGUGCGAUUGAGUCAAUUGAACUAAGAAAAAGAGAUUGGCGGCGCAACCGUAGUGUCACAGAAUGGUAGACUUACCGUCACUGCCUCUCUGCCAGCGUCUUAGCUUCGCCACUGGUCAUUUCCUAAACGAUCUCUGUGCCUCAAUGUGGUUCACAUAUUUCCUGGUGUACUUCCAUUCCGUGUUAGGUUUCGACUCAUUCUACGCGGGAGUGCUACUUCUGGUGGGCCAAAUAGCAGAUGGUAUAUGCACGCCCUUGGUGGGUUAUGAAUCGGACCGGCACGCUAGUUUGAUGGCAUACGGGCGCAGGAAGUCCUGGCAUGUAGUGGGAACACUAAGUGUGGUUCUGUCAUUUCCUUUUAUAUUCAAUCCAUGUCUGGGCUGCACACAGAACACCCCACAGUGGGUAGGCCUGCUAUACUUUAUCCCAUUCAUUGUCAUCUUCCAGUUUGGAUGGGCGGCCACUCAGAUCUCCCAUCUCUCUCUCAUACCAGAACUGUCACAGAAUGAUCAUGACAAAGUGGAGCUCACUGCAUUCCGAUAUGCCUUCACUGUCAUGGCUAAUAUUACUGUGUAUGCUGUGGCAUGGCUGCUUCUACACUUUCACAUGGGAGAGGACAAGCCAGAAAAUAUGGAAAAUUUAAGCAGACAGGAUAUUCCCAUUUUCAGGACCUUGGCCCUUAUCACGGUUGGGUUGGGAACUGUAUUCUCACUAUUGUUCCAUAUUGGAACAAAAGAGAAGCCACAAAGGUUUCAUCUUCUUCUGGAGACUGAAGACCCAGAUAGUCCUCAUCCCUCUGAAGAUCCCAGACUUUCUGAACCACCAAAGUCUUUCAUGGUUUGGAAGCGCUGGCUAAAGGAACCAUCUUUCUAUCAGGUGGCUGUUCUAUACAUGUGUACAAGACUUAUAGUAAAUCUCUCUCAGACGUUUAUUGCCUUAUAUUUGACCAAUUCUCUGCACCUUCCAAAGAACUAUAUAGCAACAAUUCCAUUAGUUAUGUAUGUAAGUGGCUUUGUGUCAUCAUUUCUAAUGAAACCCAUCAACAAAUGGAUUGGGAGAAAUUUUACAUACUUUGUAGGUCUCCUUGCCAUUGCCACAUUUGCAGCAUGGGUAGCACUGGAUCCUGGUUUGGGAGUUGCAGUAUACGGAGCUGCUGUUGUCCUGGGUACUGGAUCUGCAACUAUUUUGGUCACUUCCCUUUCCAUGACUGCUGAUCUUAUUGGGACUCACUCGCGAAGUGCAGCAUUUGUUUAUGGGGCAAUGAGCUUUACAGAUAAGGUAGCCAAUGGCCUGGCAGUUGUUGCUAUCCAGUCUCUGCACCCUUGUCGUACUCAGGUGUGCUGCCCGGCUUGCGUUCCUUUCUACCAUUGGGUGAUGGUGACAGUCACAGGCGGUGUGGUUAUUGUAGCUGCCUUUUCACUAAGUUCCAUUAUGAUCUGGCCAAUUAAAGUGCGAUAUUGCAACAUCUCCAUUUAUACCAUCCAGGAUUCCUCGGAUAUUCCAAGACCUCCUCCCAAUACACAAGAAAUAAAUUCAUUGAACACAUGAGUUCUAAAGAGUGAGAAGAGAUUGUUCCCAUUUUGAUACAUUCCUAAGUUUUCCUAGUUUUGCACACUGACGUCAUUGUCACAAAUUACAAAUUCAAUAUUAUUUUAUUGGACUGUCAGACUUCUCAGGAUUGCAUAACCUCUUCCAAAAAUAUUUUUAAGUAAAAUAUUUAAAAGGGAAUAGCACUAAAGAACAUGUCAAUGAAACUACAAAACAUGUUCACCCACAAUUGUAACCUUACCAGAAUAUUGUGUCUUGGAUGAGAAGCAAUAAACACAAUUAACCUUUUUAACAA